UUUCACCCCUUGCUGCUCCAGACACACCCUUGCAGGAGGAUUGUGCGGAGAUAAUAAUCGACACUGUAAGCAGGUUAGACAUGGCAGAGGGAAGUAAUGGGUCUCCUACUGCUGUUCCCCAGAACUCCAGUGAUUGGUAUCGGUAUCCGCCUGGAGUUUUAUGUAACAAGGAUGCAACCAAGACCAAAGAGUACCCCACAGCUAGCAAAACGAGUUUGGUCAGUCAACCUGAAGCACACACCUGUGAGAAACCCUACAUGUGUGGGGAGUGUGGGUAUAGGACAGCUUACAACUCAAAUUUAUCCCAGCAUAUGAGAACUCAUACUGGUGUCAAACCCGACAUGUGUGACUAUCCCGAUGCACAAACGUCUACGUUGAAACAAAGUUGUGAGGAACCCUACUUGUGUGGGGAGUGUGGAUACAGGACAACUCAGAAGUCGGAUUUAUCUGAACACAUGAGAACUCAUACAGGCCGAAAACCCUACAAAUGUAACCAGUGUGACUAUUCUGCUGCACAUAAAUACAACUUGGGCAGACAUCUAGCCAAACACACUGGAGACAAGCCCUACAUGUGUGGGGAGUGCGGGUACAGGACAGUUCAAAAGUCUCAUUUGUUCGACCAUAUGAGAAUUCAUACCGGUGAAAAACCCUACAAAUGUGACCAGUGUGACUAUUCUGCAUCAAAGAAAAGUAUUUUGGAUUAUCAUCUAGCCACACAUACUGAUGACAAACCCUAUAUGUGUGGGGAGUGUGGGUUCAGGACAGCUCGGAGGUCUGCCUUAUCCCGGCAUAUGAGAAGACACACAGGGGAAAAACCCUACAAGUGCGACCAGUGUGACUAUUGUGCUUCGCGGAAAUCCACUUUGGACCAACAUCUAGCCAUACACACUGAUGAUAAGCCCUACAUGUGUGGGAAGUGUGGGUACAGGACAGCUCGGAAGUUUGACCUGGUGAGACAUAUGAAAACUCAUACUGGUAAACAAGAAUAAACAAUCUGAUCAGUGUGACUAUUCUGCUGCACAUAAAUCUAUACAUUGAUAACUUUUCCCAACAUAUGAGAACUCGCACAUGACACAAAAAAACUACAAAUGUGACCUGUGUGACCAUUCUGCAGUAAAGAAAUGUAAUUUUGACUGACAUCUGAGACAACACACAUACUGAGACGCACCUUACAUGACGGUGUGCCUUAACACUUCAAACGACCUAAUACAACCUGAAACGACCUAAAACUGCUCUAAUAUGCAAUGUACAUGGAACAACAACCUUGUGUGAUGCUAUGGCUUAUGCAUUUAUGGAUUUAGAAAACACAGCAAGUAUUUAGCGUUAUUGUAUGUAAAUUCACCGGUUUCAAGAUCGAAGCAAUGUCUGGCCGCCAUGUUGGAUCGUCUAUAUCUAGAGUCUGUGUGGGGAAGUUCUUGGACGAGUUCAUUUGGCGGGAAUACCGGACUGUUUGACUAAGUUGAGGCCAUGUCUUGUGAAGUGACCCUCUGUGACAUAAAAAAAGUAUUUA
Molecule: messenger RNA, 1510 nt
Organism: Branchiostoma floridae (Florida lancelet)
Lineage: Eukaryota; Metazoa; Chordata; Leptocardii; Amphioxiformes; Branchiostomatidae
Product: gastrula zinc finger protein XlCGF7.1-like
Exons: 2
Coding region: 81-989 (302 amino acids)
Biological process (GO): regulation of transcription by RNA polymerase II
Cellular component (GO): nucleus
Molecular function (GO): RNA polymerase II transcription regulatory region sequence-specific DNA binding; DNA-binding transcription factor activity, RNA polymerase II-specific
Source: RefSeq, a predicted model, not a curated record